UACUUUCUUAACGACGACGUUUAACUUCAACCCCAACUCCCAUGGGAUUAACAGAAUUCUUCUUCUUCGUCUUCCUUUCAACUUCUCCUCUUUGGAUCUGAAUUCUGAUCUUUCGUUUUCCCGAGAAAAUUUGCUUUCCGGGAAAAUGUCGCACAGCGAUACAAUUCCUCUUCACCAAUCCUCCCAGUCCGACAUCGACGAGAUCGAGAACCUCAUCAACGCCAGCGUCCAAUCCGGCCCCUCCACCGUUCUUCCAGCUCGCCCCCCGAGUCCUCCCCGGGCUUCAAUUCCCGUUUCCUCCUCCCCCUUUAUCCAAUCCAAUCUCCCCCCGCUUCCUCCCAAAUCCACUAUUCAGAAGCCCCCCACCGUCUCCCCUGCUCCGCCACCGCUCCCCGUCUCCGGCAAUGGCAGGCCUGAUAUUUCAUCCACCGGCUUCGGAUCCGCGCCCAACACCCUGACGGAGCCCGUGUGGGAUACCGUCAAGAGGGAUCUCUCCCGGAUCGUCAGCAAUUUGAAGCUUGUGGUUUUUCCAAACCCUUUCCGUGAGGACCCGGGAAAGGCUUUGAGGGAUUGGGACCUCUGGGGUCCUUUCUUCUUCAUUGUCUUCCUCGGUCUUACUCUUUCGUGGUCUGCGUCGGUCAAGAAGUCUGAGGUUUUUGCUGUUGCAUUUGCACUUCUUGCGGCUGGUGCAGUGAUUCUGACUUUGAAUGUGCUUCUACUGGGUGGACAUAUAAUUUUCUUCCAGAGCUUGAGUCUUUUGGGAUACUGUCUGUUCCCUCUGGAUGUCGGAGCAUUGAUCUGCAUGUUGAAGGACAACGUAAUAGUGAAAAUAAUAGUGGUAUGUGUGACCUUGGCUUGGAGUUCUUGGGCUGCAUACCCUUUCAUGAGUUCAGCAGUGAACCCAAGAAGAAAGGCUCUUGCACUCUAUCCUGUGUUCCUUAUGUAUGUAUCAGUUGGUUUUCUCAUCAUUGCCAUUGAUUGAGUUGAGUUGAGAUGCACAUCAACAAUGGUGUUAUUAAAAGGGUUUUGGUAAGAGAUCGGUAUGAUCGAGUCGAGUAAUCUUUUAGGAAUAUCUCUCACGUUACUGUAACUUUUUUUUUUUUCCUUUUUACAUCUUUUUUGACUUCUAUCAUAUAAUGUCUUGUAACUGGAUCUGCCUAUAUCAUCAUAUUCAGUGUCUGAAAAUUUCUUGCUGGAAAUCAAAAAACUGUGUAAUAUUUCUUGUAAUUAUGAUGGCUUCUGAUA
Momordica charantia (bitter melon) is the source of this 1245-nucleotide messenger RNA. Its product is annotated as protein YIP4b. Lineage: Eukaryota; Viridiplantae; Streptophyta; Magnoliopsida; Cucurbitales; Cucurbitaceae. Gene Ontology annotation, cellular component: trans-Golgi network; membrane. The record is from RefSeq and is a predicted model, not a curated record. Gene Ontology annotation, biological process: endoplasmic reticulum to Golgi vesicle-mediated transport.